Molecule: messenger RNA, 1435 nt
Organism: Cladocopium goreaui
Lineage: Eukaryota; Dinophyceae; Suessiales; Symbiodiniaceae
Source: the annotation of a GenBank genome assembly
ACAGCAACUCUCGAAUGGUUUGGUCCAUGCGUGACUCAGUUUGAAGGAACCCAAAGGGAUCCAAUGAGUGUAGCGCCCGAAAUGGACAACUUGGACACCGUCAAAGCGAAUGGCGGAACUGGCAUUCGUUUCCGCGAUCCACAAGUGAUUGGGGCCGGUGAACGGGGGAAUGCCUACGAUGUUUCAGGCAGUCCAAGUCCCUCCAAAGAUCACCAUCCACGGGGAGCCUUGCACCGAAAGCUGUUGGAGCGAAAAGUCACGUGGAUUCUUGCAACGGCAUUGACCGUCCUCUUGUGCGUUGCCAUCGCUCAGCCUGCAGCCUGUCAUCAUGUGGACCGCUGCAGGCAAGAACACGCCCGUAUUCAGGACUUGAGGUCUUACAGCGGUUACAUCACCGCAGCCUUGGCCUCUGUGAUGUUGCAUGAACUGGCCUCGGUGAUCUUGACCCAUCGCACCGCCAGGAAGGCGAUCCAUCUGAUCCCCAACAUCCGCGAGUCUUUGCUUCCGUCGGUGCUGCUGUGCAUCACCUUUUUUGUGCUGAUUUUAGAAAACUUAGCCCUCGUGAUUGGAGAGACACCAUGGUUUGCACAUGCCGCCAAUUUGGGACAUCCUGAGCUGGACGGGCAGCCGGUGUACACGGUCUUCUAUGCUGAGUGGCUGAUCAAUGUCCCUAUCUUGCUGAUCUUGGCUGGAAGCAUAGCCCUACAACGACCAACCCCCGAAGUUGCAGAGCCUUUGGUGGUCACCAACGUUUACAUUGUCUUCGCGUGGGUGGCGCACUUUGUCAGUAAUCCAGGGAUCCGAUAUUUCCUGGUAGCUUUGUCCUUUCUCAUGUAUUUUCGCGCUUCCUGGAGCAUGUGCCGCUGGGUCUGGAACUGGCACUUGGAGAAUUCUGAUGAUCACCACAUUCUUGGCAGGCCUCUUCUGACCUUUGUUUUGAUUCUUGUCUUUGGCAUCUAUGGAGCUGUUUACGUCUCCCGGCUGCAUGGUGGCGUCAGCUAUCGCGACGAUCGCAUCUUCUUCACGACCAUGAACUUCACCACGAAGCUCUUUGCGUCGAUGACUUUGGCCGGCAUCCGCUCCAGUGAAUUUCAAGAAGUCCUCCUAUCAAUGCUGGCAAACACACAAACCUCGUUCAAGCGUUCCCUGAAGUAUGAGGACACAACACCCAUGCUGGAAGAUUGAUUGCCAUUUGAUUAUUUUACUAUUUAAGACCUGGCCGUUUCGCUUUUUCGGCUGCCAUAGAUUUUUGAAGGCUAAAUUUGGAGCCUGGAAGCUGCUGCUCCGGGCUUGGAAUAUCUACGGCAAGCCCCGAGUGGGGGUUUCAACAUGCUCGGGGCCGUGCCAGAUGGAACUUUGACAUACCUUGCUUGGUCACUUUUUGAAUUUGUUGACCAUGUGAAUUACCAUCUGGUUAUGACUAACAGUUCGCCAU